AUCAGCUUUACUUGUAAACUCCAAUAUGGAAGGAAAGUGAAACUUCGCAACUAAAAUAAAAAUAUUUUCAAUUAUAUUUUACUAAUUUUGCUUUGUCAGCUCUAUUUCUUUUCAGUGAACGGUGAUCUGCAAUAUUGAACGUAUUUUCAAUGAAUAAAUUGGCAAUUUUACCUCACCUUACCAACAAAUACACAUCUUUUGCUGGUGCUUUAAAAUUUGUAAAAACUAGCAAGAAUUUUUACUAUGUGGAUAGGCCAGCAGGUUGUAGAUGUAUGGCAAGCAAAUGUGAGCGAUUUGGCGAUGAGGAUACUGCAACUUUUAAACCAAGAAGAGUAGUUAUAUUAUCGCGCAUAACCAGAUAUGAAUUUGAAAAACUACGCCACAAAGAUUCUACAGAGGAGCAAUUCAAAAGCAAGAUGGAGAGAAAGAGAUCAGACUAUCAAACAUUACUUGAAAGACACAAAACUCAUUAUUCCUGUGUCGACUUCAUGACAAAAAGCUUGGAGGCCAGUGGUAUAGAAACUAAAGUAGUUAAACGGCCACAGUUCACAAAUGAGAUAUUGGACUGGGCCGAUGCGGUUUUUACUGCUGGAGGAGAUGGGACAUUCCUGGAUGCUGCGUCCAAAAUCCACAAUAGAGAUAAACCUAUUAUAGGUGUUAAUACAGACCCUAAAAGAUCUGAAGGUCGACUGUGUUUGUCAAAAGAUGAAUACUCUGCUGCCAACUUUGAUACUAUUUUACAGAAACUUCUGACCGGUGACUUUAGAUGGUUAUGGCGGCAGCGAAUACGCAUCACAAUAUCCGGUUACCAUGCCAAUGACGACCCUAUAGAAUUAUCGGACCAGCAGCUUCAUUAUCUUGAACAUCGGUACACGGAACAUGUGGCCGAGAACGAGAUCUGCACUCGAUCUUUAUAUGUCAAAGGUCACACUCAUACCAGAGUAUUACCUGUAAAAGCAUUGAAUGAAGUGUUUUUUGGAGAAUGUCUUUCAUCUAGGGUGUCUUACUAUGAGUUAAGUAUUGAUGAUCAACCUGGUAGUAAGCAGAAGAGUUCUGGGGUCACAGUAUGUACAGGUACAGGGUCAACAUCAUGGCAUUUUCAUAUCAACAAAAUACCCUCCGAGUCGGUCCAAGACAUUCUAAGAAUAGCAAACUCACAGGGCACAGUAUCAUUUCCAACAGAGGAUGCAUAUUUCGUACAAUCUGUAACAGACAAGUUCAAUAAUUCCUUGAUUUUUGACCCCAAUGAAUCAUACAUGGGCUACACAGUUAGGGACCCAGUAAAUAAUGGUGUUUUCAAUGUUCCAUCCUCAAGAGGGAAAGCAAAGAAAAUCCAGAUCUCAUCACGAAUGUGGGAUGCCUGUCUCGUACUAGAUGGUGGUUGCUCAUUCCGGUUUAAUGAUGGUGCCAUAGCAACAUGCGAAAUGUUUGACGAAGAUGCUUUAAGGACUGUUGAAUUGGACUGAAAAAAAAUAUGGAGAAUAUUUUUUAUCCUAUUUUAGUAUAUUUAAAAAGUACAAAAAUAAAAUUUCUGAAGGUAGCUGUUUUACAUGAAUUAUUUGAUUAUGUUUUGUUUUGUAAAAACUAUGUUAUUUUUUAGUUUGUCUGUUUCCAAGAAAAAGUCAAGCUAUUAUGAUAGCUGCAUUGUUGUUGUUGUUGUUGUCUUGCAAUGUCAUUUAAUGUAGCCCAUUAUUCAAAUAUUUUAAAAUUUAUCAAAAUGAAACUCGUAAUACUUGCUUAUUUUGACAAGGUGCAGUUGUAAGACAAAGGGGUAUAAUUCUGGGUAAAAAGGGGUAUAAAGCUAUAUUUUUUAAGUUAUGCCCCUUUUUUUACUACGAAUUUUUGCCAAAAGUGAGUAUUUAAAAAGACAAGUGUUAACAUCGCAUGCGGUGCUCUUGUUUUAAAGUAGGAAAUAUAUACAUGUAGUAUGGAUUUUGAUUUUUUUUCCAUAUGUCAUAGAUAUAAAAAAAUCAUGGUAGAAAUUUGUGUCAUAUAUUUUACAUUGAGUCAAAGAAAAGAAAAAAAAAAUGGAGAAAAAAAUGUUUGUUAUCUUACAUGUAUUUUCAUAUGUUGUUCUAGUGAUUAUUUACAUGGCAUUUCAAACUUGUGAUAGCACUGAGCUAAUUUAUUCAGUUCAGUUUUUUGUCAGUUUUUUCGAAUUUUUCAUAAACAUUAAUGUACACUUAUAAAUUGGAGGGAAAACAUCAAAAUAACAAAGGUUUUUAAGUGUAUAAAACUCUAUAUCUGAUGCCGGUACUGUAGUAAAGAAAAUUAUUGCUUGAAUUUUGAUAAAAGUAUAAUCCCCAAAAUUUUUGUGUAAGAUAUAUACUGGUGCCUCAUAUUUCCGAGGUACUUAACUGUUUAACACAGACAAUAAAAGUUAAAAGGAUAAAAUUCUGAAAAAUACAUUGAAUAUUGUAGGAUAGACAUGUCAGUUGCCUCAUAGUUUAUUCCAUUUAAUGUGUGCAUGUAAGCAAUUAUGUGUACAGCAUUGUAAUUAACACCCAUCUGCUGCCUAGUGAGUAAAGUUGUGUUCUCAUAUUUCCAAGGCAAUUACAUUUUAAUAGUUUCAAAAGCAAACCCAAUAGUAAUAUUUAUUUUUUAGUACACCUAUACCUAGGCUUGUCUGAAUGUGGGGAUUUUCUCUUUGGCAUUUAUCAAAUAUCUCAAUGGUUGUUUAACAAAGACAUUUGUCUUAAAAGGUAUGAAAUCUAAAAGUAAAAUGGUGAAAUAAAUUACUUUGCUCUUAAUCUGAAUAAAAAGAAUAUUUUUUUCCAGUCGUAUAUGUAAUAUUUCUAUAAAAAUACAAUAAAAUAGUAAAGGUAAAACUACUGGCAGGUUCAUGAAGUCUAGAAGGCACUUUGGACUGUUUAAGCCUAAUACCUUGGAAAUAUGGGUACCACGGAAAUAUGAGGCGCCAGUAUACACAUAUAUGUUUGUUUAUUUCCUUUACAGCAAAUGGGACAUGCACUGAACUGUUAAAAGCCUACUUAGAAUGGCAAAGUAAUAUUUUGUUCAAGAUAACAUUUUAUUUUGUCUAUGUGUAAUAAAUGCCAGACACAUUGUAUGUUACAUCUCUAUUAAGAAUCGACCUUAUGAGUAUGGAAACAACAUAAUUUUACCAUUUAUGAAUUUUAUAAUGAUAUUUCAAUACACUUUAGAUUCAAUUUAAAAGAAUAUGUGUUUAUUAUAUUCCGCCACUCAUGAAAUAUUUAUUUUCAUACCACUCAAUGAAAAUAAAUCCAGGAUUUAUAGAAAAAUAACUUAAAUACCCUCUAUAUUUUUGUCAGCUGAUUUUCGGGAGGUGUUUUGUACAUACACCAAGAUAUUUAUUUUACUAUAACUAUUUUCAUCUUCCAUCAUUACUUUUGGAAGACCUUAGAAUGAAGCAGCUGCAGUAUUAUUUUGGUGCAUAUUAUGUAAUGUUGACGAUGAAGUUUAUGUCAUGUUUAAAGUGCUUUGAUUUCGACGAACAAGGAAUUGGGAAUAUAAUGCUAGAAUAGAAAUACCAUGGAACUCGGCAAAUGUGGGCUUUUUCCUAUAUAAUCCCUUGGAUACAAAGAAACAUUUAGAGUUACAACUUGGUGAAAGCGAUAAUAAGCACAAUGCGAAGAUAACUCUCUUAUGAAAGAUAGUUUCCUGUGAAGUUUUAAUAUUAAAGUUUAUUUGUACCGAAGGAUAAGAUGGGGUAAACCCCACAUUGGCCAAGUUGCAGAUGACAUCUCUGUUAUAUUUAUAUUAUAUUAAUAUAAGUAUUCUUGAAUCUCGUUGUCUUGAAUCACUUCUGUGAGAUCAUUAUUUUUGUUCUUGAUUUAUAUACUUCACAACAGCAGGUGUCAAGUGCUGUGUGGCACCUGUAAAAAGUUGCCCCGUACUUCAUUUCAGUGUUGUUAUAUUUUUCUGGUCCUUCGGGAUCAUUGAUGCCAGCACUACUAAGUGUUGAGAAUUGAGUACCGCUCAAGCCGGUGCUAGGGGGCGCGAGGGAUGUUGCACAUAUUCAUUAUCCCUAAUGUACAGACUCAAUCAAACCGAGUCUGCAACUCUCUUGUUAUUUUCUUGUGAUUAAUGCUUCCGAGGGAUCACUUUGUUUCCAGAUUUUUGAUAUAGGGCGGAUUUUAAGAUGGAUUUGUUAAAUGUACAGAAGAGUAUUAAUUUUGAUAAUUAUGAAAAAAUAAAAACAGUAUCCAUUUAGCUACUGUUAGUGUUUUUUCAAAGAUGAAUUUUGUAUUGUGAAUAGCGGAUUCCAUGUGUAUUUUUGCUUUAACAAAGUAGCCAACACUUAUAAACUUAUUGUUAUAGGUCUGUCUGAAUUUACAACUGUCAAAAAGUAGAUAUUUUAGCAUUAAUAUGUCACUGUGGGGGAAAAAAAUGAAAGUUGAUAAUUGUAUUUCAAAACCUUUGCUUAUAGCUUGUUGGGGCCAAAAUCAAAUCCAAACUUAAAUUUUAUGAGCACUUUUCUAGUCUGUAAAAGUUAGAAAUUAAUGUACUUUAUAUGUUCUUAUUUCAUGUUCUCAUUUGCUGUCUUUAUUUUGUUUUGACUUUGUUAUUUUAUUUUCUUUCUUUAUUGAGACUAAUUAGUCUAAAGGGUUUAGUUUCCAUGGUUUUACUUGGCAUCCAUCAAACAUUUCUAUAUCUUCACAGCUUCAUAGAUUUGACAUAUACUGAAUUUAUUGCUUGAUCUUAAAAAUAGCUGUAUGAAAUUUGAUUACAUUGAUGGAACAGAUCAAAAUUUAUGCACAUAAAUCUUUUUCAGCUCUUUUAUGAAAAUAGUUUUUGUUUAACUAUUGAAUGAACCAAAAUACUUGUCAUACCUUUCAGCAUCAUUUAUUAAACAUUCCAUGAUAUUUUCACCAGUUUUGAUUGCAACCAUUUUUAAGUGAAAUUCAUUACGUUUUCUUUAAAUGUUUUUCUCUUCUUUACAUUAAAAAAACAAAAUUUGGAACAACAUGUAGCAACAUUUGUACUGUCAACCGGUAGCUUUAUUCCAUUUCAUUGCUCAAUUUGUUAUUCGAUACUCAUGAUUAUUUAUUGAGGAAUAAAACACUUCAAUUGUACAUUGUAGCAUGAUGAUAAUUAUCCUGUUAUUUCAUUUUUUUUCCCAAUAACCUGCAAAUUUUCUGUCACAUGAUAUACAUGUACUUGUAUUAUUUGAAAAACAAACCUGGCAGAAAGGAGAAUCAUACAUGUAUACAAGUAUAAAGCUGAUAUUCUGGAGUCACUUUUAUUGUUAUACAGUUUCAUAUAAAGUUAGAUAUGAUCAUGUGUGGAAUAAAGUAUUUACUUACCAUGAAAAAUGUCAUGACCUUUAACUUGUAUUUUUCUCCCAUUGGUAAUGUUUGGUUGGUUGAAUCGCAUUCAGCUUCUCGUCAUGUGGUAAACUUGACUAGCAGAAUAUUAGUCCCAGACCAAGAUACUAUCAUUAUACCCCAAUUGUAUUUUGUUACAUUGAUCAUGUUGUUAUUUCAAGCUUAAAUGUAUUCAUUGUCCUUGUUAAUUUUAUAUUUGUUAUGAACCAUGAACUGCAGUGAUCAAAAUAAAGAAAUGAAAAAAUAAA
Molecule: messenger RNA, 5554 nt
Organism: Ruditapes philippinarum (Manila clam)
Lineage: Eukaryota; Metazoa; Mollusca; Bivalvia; Venerida; Veneridae
Product: NAD kinase 2, mitochondrial-like
Exons: 9
Coding region: 150-1466 (438 amino acids)
Biological process (GO): NADP+ biosynthetic process; NAD+ metabolic process
Cellular component (GO): mitochondrion
Molecular function (GO): NAD+ kinase activity
Source: RefSeq, a predicted model, not a curated record